Molecule: messenger RNA, 2265 nt
Organism: Trypanosoma cruzi
Lineage: Eukaryota; Euglenozoa; Kinetoplastea; Trypanosomatida; Trypanosomatidae
Exons: 1
Coding region: 1-2265 (754 amino acids)
Source: RefSeq, a predicted model, not a curated record
AUGAACCUGACGGACGAGGAUUCCUCCACUUACCACUCACACGGCGCGUGCACGCCAAUUUCUCCCUCGAGAACACCCGAAUGGCAGCCUGUCGCUCCGGAGCAAAAUUUGGAUGUUUUUCCUUCUUCUGCUUCUCCCGUUCGUAGUCUUUCGAGCUCGGUGUCUUCAACAGCGGAGACGCAGCGGAAGAAACAAGAGAGCCCCUCCGUUCGGUCGAAUGACGGCGAAAUUCAUCAAUUAGAAUUUACAAUGUACCCGCUGCCUGAUUUGUCAACCCAGGGCCGGGAGUCGAGAAAGGCUGGACAUUUGGGACUUUCAAAUGGGGAGAGGACGGAUGAGCAUCCGCAUUCAGGGGGGAACGACGAUGGUACGUCAUCUAUAGAGUUUGCAAUAGAUGACGAGAGCUUCCGUGAAUCCAAAUCGCCCAUAUUGAGUGGCUUUCAAUUUGUGCAAAAUCCCUCCGUCACGUUUCGUGAAGCCAGUGUGCCGCCUCAGUGCAGUGGCGGUGAUGGUGAUGCGAAGCGCACUGCGGAACCCACCAAUAAACACGGCACAAAUUUGGCCAAUGUCUACGAGAAUAAUAAAUACACUCAACGGCGCGGCACUGAAACCAAAAAGAAGGCGAAAGAAGUGUUGAAAAUCUCUCCUUGGCAUCUAGAAGAAAAAACAAUGAACACUUCUUUGCAUACGGGGCAAGCGUCUGUGGAGAGUGGGAGCCUUCGUCAUAGUGGUGAAACUGAAGGGGAUAUUCAAGGGGGAAAUCGUUUACGGCGUAAGGAGAGAGUGGAGCCACGGUCCCAAUGGAGUGGCCGGGGAAGUUACGCCUCCAGAAAGGGUGAAAGAAGGAGUAGCCACGACGAGAAAAGUAACUCGUCACUUCCUGCUAUGUCCACGCGUAGUGCCUCAGAUGAUAACAGACCCCGGAGGAGACAAGUGUCUAAUGGUACAUCUUCUGUGCGCUCCCACUCCUCGGAUUUCACCCCGAAGCGCAGUCUACGGGCUUCCCCUCGUCGUGGUAGGGCAUUUCUUUAUCCUUGCCGUGUACAAAACAGUGCCAGCAUGCCCCGCACACAGUCCGCACCGUUGCGGGCUGUGGUUGCCAAUAGUCCGGCGUUGGACCGGUUGAGACGGCGUCGUACGCUGGAGUCUCCACAGCGGGGGCGAAUUAAAGAAAAGGAGGAAAUUUUGGCCAUGCUGGAUGAUGAGAUGGAAAAUAUUUGCAAUCAAGUUAGAGAGUACGACAUGAUAACAGAGUACGAGAUGCUUCGAAGCCCGUUUGAGCGCUUGUAUCACAUGAACAACCGCCGUGAUCGAGACGAACGCCGCUGUCGCAUUUAUCAUUACAUGAAGUUGGAGGAGGCCAAAAAGCGUUUGAUGGCGGAGACAGAAGAAAGCGCAGCACGGCGUCGCGAGCGGCUGCUAAAACGCGAGCAGCGUCGCGAGGAAUUGUUUGACCGUCUCUAUUGCACGACCCCCAACCGGGUGAACAAUAGUCAACUUAAUUCUUUUCAAACCACACGAAGUGGAGCUACUGCUGUGAACAAUGCCUUGUUUCAACGUCUCUAUAACGAAGGCGUGCAAUCCAUGGCGGAGAAGCGGGAAAAGGCACGACGGGCAGAACUAAAUCGUGAGCAGAAGGAGUUGGAGGAGGCGCUUCAUGCCCGAAUUCUCGCCCGACUAGAGUUAAAUACACCACCGGGGCGGUUAUUAACGCCGCGGGAGCGAGAGGUAGAAGCCGAGAAAAUAAAACAUAAACUUAUCCAAGAUCCCAACCAACUGCGGGAGUAUCUCAAGACGAGUCGUCUCUCCAAGAAGGAGGAGGAUGCAAUGGCGUGGCGACUCUCUCGACAAGGGUACAAUAGCGCUUCGAAACUUGCAAAACAAAAGGAGGAGAAGGAACUGCGGGGAUGCACGUUUCAUCCCACGACAAAUAAGAAUUUUAUUAUACGAGGUGGUUGGGCGGCUGCAAGGUACAGUAAGGCCACAGUGGCGUCUUUGUCGCGGGUGAAGAAAGACGAGUCCAAGCCGUCUCCAGCCAAUUCUCCGCAAAGAUCGGGAUCUCGCGUUCAAAAAAUGGCCUGUGAGCAAUUAUAUAUGAAGGCCCUUAAGCAGCGCGAGAGACAGAAGACUCUCGCUGAGGAGGCAGAUAAGCAGAAGCGACUCUCACUCUUGAAAGCCAAGCUGAAGGAAGACCAUCACUUUCGCCGACGCGUAGAAUUAGAUCCAUCGUUGGCCCAAAGAUUUAUGGCCUCCUUGGUAGUGUAA